GACUGUCCCCAGCUGGUGCCCACAGAGGAGAUCCUGAUUCCAGUCGGGGAGGUGAAACCAAUCACCCUUAAGGCUCGAAACCUGCCGCAGCCACAGUCCGGCCAGCGAGGCUAUGAGUGCGUCCUCAACAUCCAGGGUGCCAUCCACCGGGUCCCCGCCCUGCGCUUCAACAGCUCCAGCGUCCAGUGCCAGAACAGUUCGUACCAGUAUGACGGGAUGGACAUCAGCAACCUGGCCGUGGACUUCGCCGUGGUGUGGAAUGGCAAUUUCAUCAUUGACAACCCUCAGGACCUGAAAG
This is a messenger RNA of Galeopterus variegatus (Sunda flying lemur), 298 nucleotides long. RefSeq names its product plexin-A2-like. Gene Ontology annotation, molecular function: semaphorin receptor activity. Gene Ontology annotation, biological process: negative regulation of cell adhesion; regulation of cell migration; regulation of cell shape. Gene Ontology annotation, cellular component: semaphorin receptor complex. The annotation marks the transcript as partial. The record is from RefSeq and is a predicted model, not a curated record. NCBI's taxonomy places the organism in Eukaryota, Metazoa, Chordata, Mammalia, Dermoptera, Cynocephalidae. The transcript is spliced from 2 exons.